Adelges cooleyi (spruce gall adelgid) is the source of this 2203-nucleotide messenger RNA. RefSeq names its product nuclear pore complex protein Nup85 (gene Nup75). Gene Ontology annotation, cellular component: nuclear pore outer ring. Bases 95 to 2041 code for a protein of 648 amino acids. The record is from RefSeq and is a predicted model, not a curated record. Gene Ontology annotation, molecular function: structural constituent of nuclear pore. NCBI's taxonomy places the organism in Eukaryota, Metazoa, Arthropoda, Insecta, Hemiptera, Adelgidae. The transcript is spliced from 11 exons. Gene Ontology annotation, biological process: mRNA export from nucleus; positive regulation of DNA-templated transcription; protein import into nucleus.
UUGAACUAUAAAUAAGGACUGAGGCGUUAUUAUUAAGUGUGCUGUUAACAUUUGAAUAAUUGGUUUAUUGGUCUAUUAUUAAUUAGCUUUAAAAAUGAGUAAAACUGUAGUUUAUGAUACAUUAACCAUACCUGAUCCAUCAUUUAAAGAUGAACGAGUCAAAAUGUUCGGUUUGUGGUUUGGCAUGAGUAAUAUCUGUUUAUUUCCUACGAUAACUUCAGAGUCAAAUAAAGCUACUGGCGAUAGUCAAAAUGACUGGAAUAUAAUACAUUUAAGACAUAAAACAAUGCUUUUUGAUCCUAAAGUAAGGCAGUUGGUGAAUGAAUCAAGUGGUGUGUUCCAAGAAUUGCAAAUAAAUGUAGAUGAUCCAAAUAAGUCUACUGAUGCUCUGUAUUACAGCAGAAAAUACAGAGCUAUUUUGUCAACUUGUAUUUUGGCUGUUGAGCGAAGUAAUUCAGAUCAGUCAAAUGAAACGUAUAAUCAGUAUAAAUUACUGCUACACAAUUUAGAACUUAUUUGGCAUCUAUGUGAAGUCUUAUACUUAGUUACUGUUCCAGGAGAUACAAUCUUAAAUAACUUAUUAGACUGGAUAAAAAUUCAUUAUGAAAAAGCUGAGAAUCAAGCAAUAAGUAUAAUAGAGGACAAAACAGCUUAUUAUACUGAUGAACGUGUUGAAGAGAAGUUUCCAUUCUAUUGGGAUGCAGUGAUUGGAUUAAUAUUACAAGGAAAUGUUGAUUUAGUUAGAAUGCUAUUAAGUAAUCAUUCUCAAAGUAACACUGAACCUUACAUUCAAGCAAUGAAAAUCCUCAAAUCUAUGCCUACGUAUAGUGUAUAUGGUGGCUUACCAAUUGCAGAAUACACAUCAAGAUUUAAGGGCUGGCAACUAAGUGCCAAAAAUAAGUUAGAUUGUGGAAUAUUUUUAUCUGAUUCCAACCUCAAUAAUAUUAUGAAAAUUGUUUGUGGAGAUCCAGAUUGCACCAAUGUGAUUCGUAAGCAUUGCUCAACAUGGUUUGAAUUUUUAGUUGCUCAACUUAUAUACACAGAACCAACUGUUAAAAAACAUAACUUGAGUUUAUAUGCUCAUCGUAGUGCUUCAAAAUAUUAUGAGCAACCAGAAUAUAAUCAUUUGGAUUCACUUGCCUUAGACUUAUUUGAUGGGGAUCUAGAAGCGUUUGUGAAAAAACUUAAAGCUUAUCCUGAUUCAGGCUGGUCAUCGACUCAUUUAACUAAUUUAUUACAUUUAUGUGAUAAAAUUGAACCAGAAUUUGAUGUUACUGAACCAAAAGGUGGCAUUACUCCUAACGAACAAUAUCUUCUUGAUUAUGGAACAUUUUUAAUGUCGCACCAUUCAUUAUGGCAAGCUGGAAUCACCUAUUUAGACAAUUGUUCUACCUUAGGCAAAGAAUACCUCACUAUUUUAUUAUCAAAACUGUCUGUAACUUCAGAAUUAAGGGUCACAAAAAUUUUUCAUUAUGCAAUUUCCAGACGACUACACAAUGUUGUUUCUAGUGUGUGCAAAGUAAAGGGGAUGUUAAGCCUCCAGAAAUCUAGAGUAGGUGAAGCAUUGAGUUGGGCAAUUAGAGGACAAGAUAGUGCGUUUGCCACUCAUAUCGGUGAUUUAUUUUUAAACGAAUUCGCAAAAAGUGGACAAUUUAGUUGUCCAGAUAUUCUAGAAAACCUUGGAUCCAUUGUACUCACAUGUGAUCGUUUUAUGUUUCUUGGUAAAUACUUGCAAUUCAUUAAAUUUAUCAAAAACAAUUCAUUGAACGAGGCUGCAACUCUAUAUAUUGAACUUCUAAAGUCAAACAUCUGUCCAAAAUAUUUUAGGCUUAGGUUGCUACUCGAUGUUCUUCUGUUUAUUGAAGACAACAAUGAAUGCUACUUUGAUACAUUAAAUAUGGCUCUGAUUACCAUGCGUUUGGAUGAUGCUGUUAUAGAAGCUGAAGAAGAUAACGUGUCAACUGAUCAGUUCUUAGUUGAUCAAAUACCCAAUAUACGAAGUGCCAUUGUCCAACUAGUAUCAAUAAGUUUAAGAAGAUAAAAACCAAAAAACCAUUUCAAAACACAAGUAUUUUUGGUAUAUAAUAUUUUUGUUAUUAUACUCAACAAUUUGUAUCAGCAAGAUAAAAUAUUUUAUUAAAACAUAAUAAAACUGAUUAUAUAUUUGAUACACUUUUAAAACACCUUUUAAAUUAUUAUAACU